This is a messenger RNA of Vombatus ursinus (common wombat), 836 nucleotides long. Its product is annotated as zinc finger protein DPF3. Gene Ontology annotation, biological process: nervous system development. Gene Ontology annotation, cellular component: nBAF complex. Lineage: Eukaryota; Metazoa; Chordata; Mammalia; Diprotodontia; Vombatidae. The record is from RefSeq and is a predicted model, not a curated record. The transcript has 8 exons. The annotation marks the transcript as partial.
AAGUGGACCUGCCAUUGAAGAAAGAUGGGUUCACAUCAGAAAGCACCACACUGGAAGCCUUGUUACGAGGUGAAGGAAUUGAGAAGAAAGUGGAUGCCAAAGAAGAAGAGAGCGUCCAGGAAAUACAGAGGGUUCUGGAAAAUGAUGAAAACAUAGAAGAAGUGAAUGAAGAGGAGGAUUUAGAAGAAGAUACUCCAAAACGAAAGAACAGGACCAGAGGACGGGCCCGUGGUUCUGCAGGUGGCAGGAGGAGGAAUGAUGCUGCCUCUCAGGAAGACCAAGAUAAACCGUACGUCUGUGAUAUCUGUGGCAAGCGUUAUAAGAACCGGCCAGGGCUCAGCUAUCAUUAUGCUCACACACACCUGGCCAGUGAAGAAGGGGAUGAAGCCCGGGAGCAAGAAACGAGAUCCCCACCUGUCCACAGAAAUGAAAACCACAGACCCCAGAAAGGACCAGAUGGGACUGUCAUUCCCAAUAAUUACUGUGACUUCUGCUUGGGAGGUUCAAGCAUGAACAAAAAAAGUGGCCGGCCAGAGGAACUAGUGUCCUGUGCAGACUGUGGACGCUCUGGUCACCCCACCUGCCUGCAGUUUACCCUGAACAUGACUGAGGCUGUCAAAACCUACAAGUGGCAAUGCAUUGAGUGCAAAUCCUGCAUACUCUGUGGAACCUCAGAGAAUGAUGACCAGCUGCUCUUCUGUGAUGACUGUGACCGUGGCUAUCACAUGUAUUGUUUAAAUCCCCCCGUGGCUGAGCCCCCUGAAGGGAGCUGGAGUUGCCACCUGUGCUGGGAAUUGCUCAAAGAGAAAGCAUCCGCCUUUGGCUGCCAGGCCUAG